UAGGUUUGGGGGUGCCGAGGGUCACUGGCCCAGCAACAGGGAAGGGAAGGGCCCCCACGUUCCUGCCUUCGGGCACUACGGUGCCAGGGAGUGCGAGGGGGGGCUGCGGUGUCUGGCUCACCGGGGCUGUGCCCAGCAGUCUGCAACGCGGGGGUGGGACUGAUGGGCCCCCUGGAGACCUGCUCCGACCAGGCCAUGAGGACCCUCUUCGACGUGAAUUUCUUUGGGGCCGUCCGCACCAUCCAGGCGUUCCUGCCCGCCAUGAAGCGCCGCAGGGCCGGGCGGAUCAUCGUCUCCAGCAGCAUCGGGGGGCUGCAAGGGCUGCCCUUCAACUCCGUGUACUGCGCCAGCAAGUUUGCGGUGGAGGGGCUGUGCGAGAGCCUGGCCAUCGUCCUGCGGCCCUUCAACAUCCACCUGACGCUGGUGGAGUGCGGACCCGUCAACACCAGCUUCCUGGCCAACCUGCAGCGCCCGGACCCCGAGGGCAGCGAGCUGCGGGGCCUGGACGCCGAGACGCGGAGCCUCUACCGCCGGUACCUGCGGCACUGCCAGAGCGUCUUCCGCGAGGAGGCCCAGGAGGUGGAGGAGGUCCUGCAGGUGUUCCUGGAGGCCAUCGGCACCCCCUGCCCGCCCCUGCGCUGCCUCACCACCCGGCUCUUGGCCCCGCUCUCACGCCUGAGGCUGGCCAGCCCCGACGGCUCCGCGUACGUCCAGGCCAUGCACGACUUCGUGUUCGGCUGCGGCGAGGCCGGUGGGGACCAGCCCUGAGCAGAGCUGCCGUGAGCCCCGGGGGGCCGUGCCCUGCAGCCCCCCAGCCCUGCAACGCCCGUCCCGGCCGCGGGGUCUGUGUGUGUGUGCGGGGGGGGGGGGGUGUCGGUCCCAGCGUGUCGCCAAUAAAGCCCUUUCUGCAUCCGCA
This is a messenger RNA of Tyto alba (common barn owl), 916 nucleotides long. Its product is annotated as estradiol 17-beta-dehydrogenase 1-like. Lineage: Eukaryota; Metazoa; Chordata; Aves; Strigiformes; Tytonidae. Bases 163 to 768 code for a protein of 201 amino acids. Gene Ontology annotation, molecular function: oxidoreductase activity. The record is from RefSeq and is a predicted model, not a curated record. The transcript has 4 exons.